Messenger RNA from Macrobrachium nipponense, 5980 nucleotides. Its product is annotated as disintegrin and metalloproteinase domain-containing protein 12-like. Gene Ontology annotation, biological process: membrane protein ectodomain proteolysis. The coding region runs from base 439 to 4173 and encodes 1244 amino acids. NCBI's taxonomy places the organism in Eukaryota, Metazoa, Arthropoda, Malacostraca, Decapoda, Palaemonidae. Gene Ontology annotation, molecular function: metalloendopeptidase activity. The record is from RefSeq and is a predicted model, not a curated record. The transcript has 17 exons.
ACUGUUGCUAGUGGUGGACAUUGAAGUGCUCUUAAGGUAGACCUCACGGAAUUCAUCGCUCCAGCCACUUUCCCUAUUUAAAUUCUGGACUUCCUCGUCUCCAUGAUCAAACCUUGUAUCCUUCCGUGAUUUGCAGUUUGGACGUGCUUAUCAUUUCAUAUUGAAAUUCAUGAACUUCGGUGGUUCUAAACAGAUUUUGCAUUGGAUUUGUACCUACAAUAUCGUGCCUAAAAAGUUGAGAUUUGUAUGGAAAUAAUUUUGUUAAAAAAAUUACCUUUUCGGAAACAAUGUCUGGCACUACAAAGGCGUCAUAAAUCGGAACACUUUGUAAAUGCUCAUAUGGCGUGAGUGAUGAGUAACUAGAAAAAAUUGACGUGAUCAUUGCUAUUGACAUAAGCCAAGCCAAGCCAAACCAGGCCCCAGUAUUUCUGAGUCACCAUGUGGCGUUUGUCCUUUGCUAAAUCCCCUCUUCAGUGGGUGUGUAUGAGCUUACAGCUAACAAUAAUCAUAACUGUAAAGCUAAGUUCACCUUUUGAAGUUCUCUAUGAUGAAACGAACUCGGCAAUAGAGGAAGUGAAAGCAUCUUCUUUCGAUGGAGAUUCAGGUGAAAAGUUCCUAGUGCCUGAAUAUCUAAAAGGUAAUGGGAUAAAUAAAGAACCAGAGAGGAUGAUGACAAAGAAUAUUCGAGAUAUAGAGGAACUCUUCAAUAUCCCAGAUUUAACCGUAAAUGUACAGCCACUUAUCGAUAUUAGGGACUCGUCGCAUGACUCUAGCAACGACCACGACGGCCUCCAAAUAACAAUAACCUUUCGCGCAGAUAGGUUGAACCUGACUGUAGACUUAAGACCCACUUGGGAUCUUCUAGCAGCAUCUUACGCAGAGCCUCGUCACCAGCCAAGGAAGGGAAGGCUGGCAAAUGUCCCUUGCGAAUGGCAGGGUAUUGUUCGCGGACUUGAGGAUCGUUCCAUUGUAGCGCUGUCCUUGUGCCCAGUGAUUAGGGGUAUCAUAACUGUUGGCGGGUCGGAAGCAAUGGUCGAAGCUGCCCCUGGAUCGGCAUCUCCUGAGGACCUUCACCAAAUAACAACAAAUUCUCUGCAAUAUCCUGCAGGGAAAUGUGGUGUUCGUGCGGAGACAAACAAGGGAAAUAAUCAACCUUCAGAAAACAGGAGUCAACAACUCGGAGAUUCUAUUCUCGGCAGAAAGCCACGGCAUCGACGGCAAGCUUCUGUGAAAAAACACGCGGAUAUAUGGACCAACAAACGGACCCGCUUUGUGGAACUGGUUUUGGUUGCUGAUACUAGUUACUACAAAACUUUCAAGUCCGAUGUUUACGAUCGCCUCAGGGCAACUGCUAAUGCUGUUAAUGCCAUAUUUCGUGAGAUUGGCAUCGUCGUAGUCUUGACAGAUAUCGAGGUCUGGACAAGUUACGAUCGCACUACUGUAGAUGCAGACUUCAACAUUACCCUGUCAUCGUUCGCUCCAUAUAGAAAGGAACUCCUCAAGACUAAACGUGGAGUUAACAAUGACAACACCAUUCUCGUCACAACCGUUGAUUUUCACGGAACCACCGUUGGAUAUGCUUAUGUCAGUGGAAUUUGCAGUAAUGAAUUGUCAGUGGCUACGGUGCAAGACAAAAGUAGCAAUGGUGUUGGAACCAUUGCGAGGACAAUGGCCCAUGAGAUGGGACACAACUUAGGCAUGUCACACGAUGAAAAUGAACAAGGAAGUUGCUGUGGACAGAGGUCGUGCAUUAUGUCAGCUUCAGUGAGUUCUAUGGAAGGAAUUAAGAUUGGCUGGAGCUCUUGUAGCAAAGGUGUAAUAAUGAAGGGACUGGAUUCUGUGAAUUACGAAUGUCUAAGAAAUAUUCCGGCAAAUUUCUACGAGAAGACUUGUGGUAACGGUGUUCUGGAUGAUGGCGAACAGUGUGACUGUGGGCCCCCAAACUUCUGUGAUAACCGUUGUUGCGACCCUAAGACCUGCCAAUUGGCUGUCAAUGCCACGUGCGCCCAUGGAUCUUGCUGUAACACUGAGACUUGUCACUUGCAUCAAUCUGGGAGAACCUGCCGAGAAAAAGACAGUGAUUGUGAUUUGCCAGAAUUCUGUUCUGGAAUCAGCGAAUACUGCCCUGGCGAUGUCUAUGUCCGAGACGGAACGCCGUGUGAGGGAGGCCAGGGCUACUGUUUCAAAGGAACCUGUGGUAAUCCACUUAGCAGAUGUAAGAAGAUCUGGGGACCAACGGCCAGAGAAGUCGCUCCAAGGUGCCUCGAACUGAAUGAACAAGGCAACGGUGACGGAAAUUGUGGCUGGAUAGACGGAAGUCGAAACACCUUCAGGAAGUGCACUAAGGCAUCCUUAUCCUGCGGCACUUUGCAUUGCAAUGUAGAUAGCGAUAUAAAGCCAGAGAUCAAGGGAAAAAUAGUCUGGAGAACGCAGUUCUUCGGGUCACAAAACUGCAAACAUAUCUUUGGAGAUCCGAGUUCACCAGAAAACUUUUGGCUCGCACCAGAUGGAACUCCAUGCGGGAGAAAUGGGGAGGGGAUGUGUGUCAACCAGCACUGCACUGAUGUUGCACAACCUGAUGGGGUAUCGGCAUGCCCAAUGAACUGCAGUGGUCGAGGAGUUUGUAACAGUAGAGGAAACUGCCACUGUGACCCUGGAUAUGCUCCUCCAGACUGUGUCAACAGAGGUCAUGGGGGAUCCUAUGAUAGUCACUACAUAAGUUCCAAUGGAUAUGAGGGUUUCAUUGACGCAAUUCUAAUACUACUGGCAAUCAUUAUUCCCAUCUUGGCCUUCAUUUGCUGUAGCUGGGAGAAGAUACGUAUUUGGUGGGAACAUAGUGGUUACUUAUCAUGGAAAGGUACUUGUCCUUGCUGUGCUAAUUGCAUGAAAGCGUGCUGUUGCCCCGUUAUGUCCAAAAUUACCUACUGGUGUGUAACUGUUGGCCACAAAAAACAAACUGACAUGAAUAGAAAGGAAAUCCAGCAGGUUGUAGACGAUGUUGAAGCCUCAACUGUAUGUCAGGUUAUGGUUGAUAUGGGAGAACAGUCUAUGACAAACUCUUGGGGUGUUGCUGACGAUCGAUUAUUCACAGAGGUUGUGAAAAUUACUCCCAAAAAUUCUCCAGAUUUAAGCAGAAAGAUUGUCAUGAAGUCGAACUCACCUGUGCGCCACCACAAGUCUGUUGACGGUAUCGAUCGAGCGCCACCUUAUCAGCAUCAAUCAGUAUCAGUUGAUUCGGGAUGUGUUUCUGAUGAUGAUGUCAACAUUAAUCAACCUAUCACGUCACAGAUGUCUAUGACAAGUCUCAUCGGCGUCCUCUCUCGAUUUAGUAAUAAGUCUGUGAAAUCUCAAUCCUGUAAAGACCUAAACCAGCGACCAAAAGCCUUUGGAAGCCAAAAGUCUAUUCCUCUCAGCAGAUUUGUCGUUGAUCCUUUAGCUGGAAAUCGACAAUUGAAACAAAAGACUCCUCCACCCGAUGACUUACGCAGUUCUUUUAGCAGGUCCAUAUCCACUGAUGCAACAUCUUCAAUGCUGAUUCAACGCCAAGGGCCAAUGCAACCUUUAUCGGCAGCUCUGAAACCUCACAAGAGUGAUGACAAUAUUCAUGAUCUUUCAGACACUCCAAAGAAAAACAGAUGGAGCCUCUUUGGGAAAACCUCAAACACAGACGGACCUACACAGACAAAACAAAAAAGCCCCGAUACCGCCGAAGAAAUGGAAAGGCAGCCGAUGAUACCCUCACAGCUAGUUCCUGGAUCUACGAGUGCAAGUCGAGUGACGAGGUCGGCACCCCCGCCUCCCCCACCACCACCCAGUUCGGCCAAAAAAGCAAAACUACCCAAGUCAUUUCUAAAACCUAAAAAUGAAGUAAUGGAGUCAGACAGCAAAUUAAAAACGAACGGACACCCACUGAACCAAGAAAUGCCUUCUGCUGUUAAGGAAACAACAGCCACUCCAACAGCCAAGAGACCGAUUAUGCCCCCAAAAUUGCGUCCUGGUCCCUCGCCCAUAGGCCAGGAUGAUAACGGGACGAAAAACCCAGGAACACACUCUUCCAUGGGAGGUCCAGUGCUACUACCUAAAAGGAAACCUCAAAUAAAUCUGGAAAAGUUGUCAGAUGGUAGUAAAGGCCCAAAUGUCAAGGACUUAGCUAUAAAAUUAGGGAAUGAAUAGAACCAGAAAUCAGAGAAGCCAAUAUAUGUUUCAUAAUUUUGUUGUACAAAACCGGAGUUUGAUGCAACCCUCACUCUUAAAUGGUCUUGAGUGUCGAACAUUUCUUCAUAUUAUGCUGAAAGAGCCAAAUAUUAAAGGAUGAACUCCAGUCUCAAUAUAAUGGACGUGGCUCAAUUAACUUCUGUUGGGUCAGUUCAGUGAAAUUGCAUCCCUCGGUCUCAUGUCUUCUUAUUUUCAACAGAAACAUAUUCUCUUCUGGUCUUGUGCAGGCCUGAAAUCUGCCUCUGUCCUUUCGGCCGAGGAAAUAUAUUAUUGUUAUUAUUACUGUUAUUUAUGAAUAUUCUUUAGACUUAUUUUCUUCCUUGAAGAUGUAUAUAUUCUUAAGUAUCUACCCAAGCAUAAUCAUACCACAUAGAACAUUCCCUAGGGGCUCAUAAAGUCAGGUAUUUACUUUGAUAGUAUGGGAGUUUUUGCCAACCACCUAAAACAAAAUAAUGUGCUGCGUCGUAAAAUUACUAAUUCGGUAAAAGAAAAAAAGGAAUAAUAUUAAAAGAAAACUACAAGGAGGGAAUAAAGCAAGAUCAGAGACGGAGUGUAAUCUAAACACAUCAGCACAAAUUGUUUUACAAUGUCGUACUCAGAUGUUAUUCAAAUAAUUUUUUUUUCUCUCUCUUUUAAAAUUACCGCUAGGCCGGCACAACUCCCCCGCAUCAUUUUCGAAUUUCCGUAAAUAUUAAAUGCUUUCAUACCUACAUUACGCUAAUCAUGUCUAUAAAAUAUAUUUCUAUUGGAUCUGUAAACGAGAAUGAAUCAAAGGGUCAACGCUGAAUGAGGCCUAGCCUACUUUUGCAGUCUUUAUAGUUGAAUGUGAUACCAGGGGACUGUUCACUUUACUGCCAUUACUUAGUUACUGAAAAAAUAUUACAGCAUGUAAGCAUAAGUAUAUGUUUGUUGUAACCCGUAAACAAGUAGUCUCUAGGCUACUUAAUUUGCGUUUAAUUCUAAUAUUUUUUAUGUGGAAGAGUAUGCGAGCGUGUAUUAGAGAGGAGAGAGAGAGAGAGAGAGAGAGAGAGAGAGAGAGAGUAAUAAACUAAACUUACCUGAAAAUAAGGACUAUAUUUUCAGUAGAGGACAAAGACUUUUCCCCAUAGUCCUCAAAGUACUAUACAUAUAUCUCUUUUCUUCUCUUAUGUUCCACAUUCUCUCUCUCUCUGUCUCUCUCUGUCUCUCUCUCUCUCUUUCUGUUCCGUAAGAAUUAUGCCUCUGUUUUGAAACUUUGCAUUUGUCCCGGAGAAGCCGAACACCAACGGCGCCAAAGCUGCCCCCCCCCCCCCCUUUCCUGCCCCACUCCGGAUCUAUACAUCCGCCUGACUCUUCCCGUUAAUUUCGACGAUUGAGUGAGACAUCUACUCCCAUUCCUUAGUGGAUCGUAUUAUUUCUCUUACUGGUAACUCUUUUUUUAGUUUUCGGUUAAAGAACGCUCUCUUUUUUCCUGUCCACCCUCAGAUCUUAAAAACUACUGAGCCAACAGGGCUACAAACUGGUUUGUUGAUUAUUCUCCCUCUAAUCAUCAAACAAGCCAAAUUGCAGCCCCCUGGCCUCAGUAGUUUUUUCUUUUUUUUAUUUCACUCAAGGUUAAAGUUAGGUAUGAUCGCACGUCUGGCAACAACACAGGCCACCACCGGUCGUGGCUGAAAGUUUCAUUGGCAGCGGCUGAGAGUUUCAUACAGCAUUAUACGCUAUGAAGAAAACUAGAUUGCGCCGAAGAAAUUACGCAUUUUUUACUUACACACACAUAUAUGUGUGU